Molecule: messenger RNA, 1421 nt
Organism: Cadophora gregata
Lineage: Eukaryota; Fungi; Ascomycota; Leotiomycetes; Helotiales; Ploettnerulaceae
Exons: 1
Coding region: 1-1326 (441 amino acids)
Source: RefSeq, a predicted model, not a curated record
AUGUCGAGGAACAAAGAAGUUACGAGGACGAAGGGCAAAACGGGUGCUCAGACUGAGGAGAUCAGACCUAAUGGAUCUAAGCAUACCAGCUCAAAUCCAUCAUCGAAUCUGAACUAUGAUAGGGUACGACCGCUCACCGAAUUCCACCUCUUCCCAAGACUACCCACCGAGCUCCGCCUCAAAGUCUAUAAGUAUGUAAGUCUAGUUCCACGUAUCGUCUCUCUCGCAUUCAAACAGGACAAAGAACGUCUGGCCUUGUUUGGUCCAACUUACAAGGAUCCUGAGAUUGUCCACCGGAGGGUUAUAGCCUGCCCUCGAUCUCGCGUACCGCCCUUGAUGCACGUUCAUCAUGAGUCACGGCAGGAGUCCAUGCAAGUUUAUACCAAAGUGAUUAUUUCAAAUUCUGGACCCUGGAGAGGGGACUAUAUUUUCGUCAAUCAUCGGGUUGACACGUUACACAUGGGUGGGGAUAACGUUUGUCUUAGUGCCAUCAGAAACCUGCUCGACGUCACCAGUGGACAUAUCAUGCCCCGACUUUCGGUCGAUAUCAGUGGCUCUGAGCCCUUUUGCUGCACCUUUGGAUAUGGGUUGGGGAGUAGUCAUUCGACUAUUCUCCUAUAUCGGCUUCUUGGAAGCUACUGUACCCGUGAAGGUAGAACAUGUGAUCAGGUCAACAGCCUGGAGGAUCUUUCAUUCGUGGUCGGAUCACAUAUCACACAUCUAAAGCCGGAAGCAGUGAGCCACAACAGUUCUUUUCAUCCUGCGGUCACCAAUGGAGUCAGUGAUGGCGAAAUGAGCUGCAAAUUAACAUUGGAAGGCUGUAUCUCGCAAAUCAGAAAGGGGCUUAUUUCGCAACAUAGUCUCUUCCAUGGAGUGACUUUGCCGUCAAUCAAGUUUGUCAGCUUCGCGCCAAUUACUGAAGACAACGAUAGACGAGUCGUUGAGAUUGUGACAGCACAAGCGGCCGCGAUUCAAUGGCUGUAUCUCAAGAGACGAACUUUCUUCGAUUUGGGUUCGGUUAGCAGACUGGAGCGCCAGCAUCGUUGUGAGAUUAUCAUACCCAAAACAACUCCUUGGUAUACGGAGAAGGCCGAGAUUGCGAUAAAGGGCGCACAGGAGGACAUCGAGGAUUGUCGAGAAUCUCUCAGAUCUCUCUUGGUAGACUUGCAGGGAACUGAGUGGCAGAACAGGUGUUUUCACCCUCCCUCGAUGCUGGAAAUAUUCUGGAUUAUCUGUCGCGAAGUGUCUAUGGCGCUGUUUUUGACACUACUGUGGCAGCUUGGAAUUUUGCACGCCAUCCCUCACUACUGCGUAAAUGAACCAUGAUUUGGGCUGGCAGCUUAUUCUGGAGGUCCGAGAUCGUCGUUUUUUUGUUACCAUUGUAAGUAGUUUCGUUGACGGGAGUUUGGGGCAACAGUGGG